Molecule: messenger RNA, 822 nt
Organism: Tinamus guttatus (white-throated tinamou)
Lineage: Eukaryota; Metazoa; Chordata; Aves; Tinamiformes; Tinamidae
Source: RefSeq, a predicted model, not a curated record
AUGGACUAUAAGAAAAUCACGGAUGAAGUUGGAAAAAAACUUUUGUCGUACCACCAAGAUACUUCAGGAUGGAGAGUGAUAAAAAUUUCAAAAAACGUUACAGUUGCUUCAAAACCUUCAAAAGAGUAUUCAGGAAACCUAUACCGUGGAGAAGGGAUAAUUAAGGAAGUCCCUAGUAAAAUUAUUCCUUUUAUGUAUCUUCCUGAAUAUCGAAACAAGUGGGACAAAGCCUUGCAAUCCUACACGCUGUUAGAGAAGAUUGACCAGGAUACCGGUAUAUAUCACAGUGUAACACAUAGUUAUGGCAUGGGACUGAUCUCGUCACGAGAUUUUGUUGACUUGGUGCAUGUUAAACCCUAUCCUGGUGGUAUCCUUACAACUAACUCUGUGAGUGUGGAAUAUUCAGGAUGCCCUCCCUCUCCUUCUUGUGUCCGUGGCUUUAACAAUCCUUGUGGGUAUGUGUGUUCACCCUUGCCAGAGAACCCCGAGCAUUCCAAGUUAGUUGUAUAUAUUCAGCCAGAAUUAGGCGGAAUGCUUCCCUACUCUGUGGUGGAGACAGCAAUACCUACUACUCUCAUAAAUUUAAUCACAGAAACGAGAGCUGGAUUGAAAGGCUUGAAAGACCAUAAUUAAACACAAGUGAAAAUUAAUACGCACUUAUGCCAUGUGCAUUUUGAUCUGGAUUAAUUUUUAAUACAGGAUGAAGUUUAGUAUUUUAAUUGUGGAUUAUGUGGAAAUGUGUAAAGCUUAUCUGUUAAAUAUUAAAUUAUGAAUGCUAUUUUUUUCUGCUCUUGGGAGUCAUGUCAGAAUUUAUACUGAAGU